AUCUCAGUGUUUACUCAAAUGGCAGUGAACAUUUCGUGACUUGACAGUUCAGGCCCCAAAACAAAAGUACUGUAUCUUAGAUUAAAAGAAAAUACCAGUAUUAUCAGAAAUAAAGAGAAACAGAAAUCCACAUCGAAAGGACACUGGUUCUCAAGGUGAAUUAAUUUGUGGAGGACUGUCAAGGAGAGGACUUACGCACCGCUGUAGAAAAAUCAGUCCCCAGUAAACGAAGCUACUGUACUUUGACAGAGCACCAUCAAAUAUCACAAGAGACUCUGAAUCAAGCCGAAUGAAGAAAGCGACUGCAAAGCAUCUAAUCGAGCGCUACUUUCGCCAGUUAACCGAGGGCUGUGGAAAUGGGGACUGCACGAAUACAUUCUGUGCGUCGUGUCUUGAUUUUCAACCCGUGGAUAGCAACACAGCCGCUGUCAGGGCACUGGAGCUAUGUAAGAUUAACGCCAAACUCUGUGAUCGCCACCCCUCUGACAAAGAGAACGACGGGGCCCAUCCGGACGACGGAGCCAACGGGAUCCACCCGGCUUUAACCAGAAGCGACAGCGAGAUGAGCGCCAGAGAAGACUACAAAGAGGUGCAUUACCUGACCGAACACACGGUGUACAACAUCAUGGACGCCUGCGAGGCGACGGGCGACUUCUCUCCCAUGAUCCGGGUGAUUGGCAGGAUCUUCUCCAACGCGGACGCCCUGGUGCACAGCUUCCGGAAGGGCCGGGUCUUCGGCAAGGACCGACGAGGAUCCCGCCUCUCCGCGGACGAGGCAACGCAAGCCGGCGAGGAUGAGAAGAGGUUGACGGCGGCGGAGGAGGGGGGGUCAGGGGCCUUUGCGGCGGCAGAGGCGGAGCCCUCCAGGGAGGACAGCGUCCCUUCGAGGUUCGGCCCCUUCGACGUGUCCGUGGACAUCGACGCGGUGAGGAGGGUCUACGACAAGCUGCUGUCCAACGAGCUGACCGAGGCGGCCUUUCUCAACGCGCUGGUGUACCUGACUCCCAAUCUGGAGCUGGACCUGACCUAUCUGGACGUGUACGACACCGACCCCAACUAUCUGAACAUCUUCAUCAUCGUGAUGGAGAACCGGAACCUCCACAGCCCCGAGUACUUGGAGGUGGCCAUGCCGGUGUUCUGCAAGGCCAUGAGCAAGCUCCCCCUGCCUGGGCUCGCCCGGCUGACGCGCCUGUGGUCCCGGUAUACCGGUGCGCAGAUCCGCCGCAUGAUGGAGACUUUCCAGCAGCUCAUCACCUUCACCGUCAUCAGCAACGAGUACGACAGCGACAACCUGGUGAACGACGACGAGGCGGUGGUGGCCGCCGUCAAGUGUCUGAAGCUGGUCUUCUACGCCAACGUGCUGGCCGGCGACCUGGACGUGGGGCACAACGAGGAGGAGGACGAGGAGCUCGAGUCCAGCGAGCUGACCCUGCAGGAGCUCCUGGGGGAGGAGCGCACCCACCGGAAGGGCCCCCGGGUGGACCUGCUGGAGCAGGAGCUGGGCGUGCGGACCCUGGACUGCCGGACGCCCCUGGUCCCCUUCGAGGACUUUGUCAACGAGCCGCUGAACGAGGUGGUGGAGAUGGACAAGGACUUCACCUUCUUUAAGGUGGACUCGGAGAGCAAGUUCUCCUUCCAGAGCUGCCCGUUCAUCCUCAACGCCGUCACCAAGAACCAGGGCCUGUACUACGACAACCGCAUCCGCAUGUACAGCGAGCGGAGGAUCACGGCGCUCUACAGCAUGGUGCAGGGCCAGCAGCACAACCCUUACCUCAGGCUCAAAGUGAGGAGAGACCACAUUAUCGAUGACGCCCUGGUCCGGCUGGAAAUGAUUUCCAUGGAGAACCCUUCAGACCUGAAGAAGCAGCUGUUUGUGGAGUUCGAGGGGGAGCAAGGAGUGGAUGAGGGAGGCGUUUCCAAAGAGUUCUUUCAGUUGGUUUUGGAGGAAAUCUUCAACAUUGAUAUUGGGAUGUUCACGUACGACGACGACACCAAGCUCUUCUGGUUCAACCCCUCCUCGCUGGAGAACGAGGCCCAGUACACACUGAUCGGGAUCGUUCUAGGACUGGCCAUUUACAACAACUGCAUCCUGGACGUCCAUUUCCCCAUGGUGGUCUACAGGAAGCUCAUGGGCAAGAAGGGGACCCAUCUGGACCUGGCUGACUCGCAUCCACUUCUCUACCAGAGUCUGACGCAGCUGCUGGAGUACGACGGGAACGUGGAGGAAGACAUGAUGCUCACCUUCCAGAUCUCCCAGACCGACCUGUUCGGGGAGCCCACCACGUACGACCUGAGGGAGGACGGGGAGAAGAUUCCGGUGACGAACGAGAACAGAAAGGAGUUUGUGUGUCUGUAUGCAGAGUACACCCUCAACACCAGCGUGGAGAGGCAAUUCAGAGCCUUCAAGAGAGGCUUCCACAUGGUGACCAACGAGUCUCCGCUCAAGUGCUUGUUCCGGCCGGAAGAAGUGGAGCUGCUCAUUUGUGGAAGCAGGAAUCUUGACUUCGAGGCCCUUGAAGAGACCACAGAGUAUGACGGCGGCUACAGCAAAGAUUGCCAAAUCAUCAAAGACUUCUGGGAAACGGUGCACGUGUUCGGUGUGGAGCAGAAGAGGCUGUUUCUCCAGUUCACCACAGGCACAGACAGGGCGCCCGUGGGAGGCCUGGGCAAGCUGAAGAUGAUCAUCGCUAAGAACGGCCCGGACACAGACAGGUUACCCACCUCUCAUACCUGCUUCAACGCACUGCUGCUUCCGGAGUAUUCCACCAAGGAGAAACUGAAAGAGAGGCUCCUCAAAGCCAUCACCUAUGCCAAAGGAUUCGGGAUGCUGUGAUUGGACAGACGAGCUUGUGAACACUUCCUGGGUGCAGUUUGCUAUCUUCAGAAGAGGGAAAAGUCAACGAUAGGAAGUACCGUGGUUUGAAAUGGAAGAACUGCAGUGAUCCUGUGCCUGAAUACCCCUCACUGUCACUACACACACACGCGCGCGGACACUUCGGCAACCUACACUAUAUAGUAUGAUUGCGAUUAUUUGAAAAGGGAGAACAAUGAGCAAACCUCCUAGGAAAAAAAGAUUGAGAAGUUUAAGAUUCAAAAUGUAUAUAUUUUUACCCAGCGUUCAGCUGGUUUUGUUAGCAAUGCAAAACCGUAAAGCAGCAAAUGCUAUCGCUGAUAUGUCGGAUACAUUUUUGGGUCGGCUGCUUGCCUCCUCGCCCCCCCCGUUGCGGUUUGUUGUUGUCGUUGAGGGGUUUGCUCAUUGCUCAAACUGGGGGUUCUGUGCCAGGUCUUGGAUGACUGUGACCCCAACCCCCCCACCCAUUCACCCUACACCCAACCCUGUUACUGCUUCGAUGUUUUCCAAAGACAGUUAUUUUUUUCUUUCGCUCCCCCCCCUUUUCGAUGGAGUUUUAGAUUUUUGCCGUGUAAUACCAUUUGAGCAAAAUUUCAAGCAGUUUUGAACCGUAUCUGAUUGUCGUGAAACUGUGAAAGUGCACUUAACUAGCAGGUCAGUGAACGGUACAGUGUACAGCAUAUAUACAUAUAUAUAUACUGUCUGUCUUUCUAGGAACAUGUUCUCCUGUAGAUGGACCUGAAGUCUUCCCCUUUCUCUUGCCAUAAGUGUGGUCUGAGGCGUAGGACUGCUGUAAUCAGGACACAGACCCACUGUCCCAAGGGUUGUUUAUGGUGCUGCUACGCCGGUAAUGUGACUUUAGCAAACCAAGCUACUAGUCUUGGCUGGAGUCCUACAUCUUACUGUCGUAACUGGCUCCCUGAGGUGAUUAGAGUCGGAUUCAAACCUAUUUUGUGUGUGUGUGCGUGAGGUAUUUGUUUAACACCGCCAUCAAUCCUGGCCAGUGUUCAUUUUUUUUUUGUAUCCUGUUUCAUGCCAUGACAGAAUGACUAUGCUGUUUAGUUACCACACUUCACUUUACAUAUACUGACGUACUGUAGCAACUGUCUUUGCCAUCUCACCUAAGUGGCUUUGCAGUGCUUGCUACCACUUCACAGCUGAACUCAAGAGACUGCUUCUUAUGCUUGGAAAAUGAAAACGUUUUGUUUCUUCA
Messenger RNA from Hypomesus transpacificus, 4064 nucleotides. Its product is annotated as ubiquitin-protein ligase E3A-like. Gene Ontology annotation, molecular function: ubiquitin protein ligase activity. Gene Ontology annotation, biological process: protein polyubiquitination. The transcript is spliced from 11 exons. The record is from RefSeq and is a predicted model, not a curated record. NCBI's taxonomy places the organism in Eukaryota, Metazoa, Chordata, Actinopteri, Osmeriformes, Osmeridae. Bases 290 to 2833 code for a protein of 847 amino acids.